Siniperca chuatsi (mandarin fish) is the source of this 3524-nucleotide messenger RNA. It is a transcript of the gene dennd1c, whose product is annotated as DENN domain containing 1C. The transcript has 23 exons. NCBI's taxonomy places the organism in Eukaryota, Metazoa, Chordata, Actinopteri, Centrarchiformes, Sinipercidae. Gene Ontology annotation, cellular component: intracellular membrane-bounded organelle; cytosol. Gene Ontology annotation, biological process: endocytosis; endocytic recycling. The record is from RefSeq and is a predicted model, not a curated record. The coding region runs from base 171 to 2990 and encodes 939 amino acids. Gene Ontology annotation, molecular function: guanyl-nucleotide exchange factor activity; phosphatidylinositol phosphate binding.
UCAGGAAGUGUUCUGUCACUUCGGCGCUGAUUGUGCAGGCUGCUGCUGCUGCUGUUGUCCGUCUUCAUUUAUACCACUGCUACAUCAGAGGUAUGACUAUAAUCCAACACACCUGCUGAAGAUCUCUGCCCUCCUGGACAAACACAUGGACACAGACACAUCGAGACAACAUGGGCUCCAGACUAAAACAAAACCCUGAGCGAACCUUCUACUGGUUCUUUGAAGCAACUUGCCCCAUAGCCAGAGACAAAGAUCCUGAUGUACUGUUUCAGUUUCCAGAGGACUUCAAUGAUGAGGAGUCUUGUCAAACAUUACCCAGGUUCUGCUUCCCGUAUGACAUACAAAGAGUGAGGGAUGGAGUGGUUGUGCAGCACUUUACUUUUGUUUUGACUGACCUUGAGGGAUGCCAGCGGUUUGGCUUCUGUCGUCUCACCAACAGCACACAUACCUGCCUUUGCAUACUCAGUUAUCUUCCAUGGUUUGAAGUGUUUUACAAACUUCUCAACAACUUGGCUGAUUACCUCACAAAAGGACAGACCAAUGAGAUGAAAGCUCUGCUGGCUGCGCUCUACAAGCAGCCCAUACCACUGGCAGCCGGAUCUGUCACUCUGCAGAUGGGAGAGCAGCUAUUGGUCAGCACAGAGGUGUCCCAUCCUGUUGGACACCCAGAGGGAGAAGAGGGGGUUCCAUACUUCAUUGCUCCAGAUCCCAGGAGUCUCCCUUCCAUCCCUGAAAAUAGGAACUUGACAGAGCUGAUUGUGGCAGUAGAUGUGGGGAACCUGCUGCAGCUCUAUGCCAGCAUGCUGUUUGAGAGACGCAUCCUCAUCUUUGCCAGCAAACUCAGCACUCUGACGUCUUGCGUGUAUGCACUCAGUGCUGUGUUGUACCCCAUGUACUGGCAACACAUCUUCAUCCCUGUCCUGCCACCCCACCUACUGGACUACUGCUGUGCACCUAUGCCUUACCUAAUUGGGGUCCACACCAGUCUAUCUGAGAGGGUGAGGAGUCGUGGGUUGGAGGAAGUAGUAAUUCUGAAUGUGGACACAAACACUCUGGAAACCCCCUUUGAUGACCUUAAAAGGAUACCUUCAGAUGUGGUAAUAAAUAAUCUUUGUAUGGCCGGGUUGAAGGUGUGUUUGAAGCGCCAGGCAGUGUCUCCUGGCUGCGGCGUCUCCAGGGCCUUCCUGAAAGCUCAGGCUCUGCUGUUUGGAGGCUACAGGGACGCACUGCAGGGUCACGAGGAGGAUGAAAUGUGGUUCAGUGAGGAGCUGUUUCUAGAUCACAAGUCUUCCAGUAUGAGGCAGUUCCUACAGAAUGCCAUUCAUUUACAGUGCUUCAAACAGUUCAUUGAUGGCCGCCUGGAUAUUCUGAACAAAGGGAAGGAACCAGAUGAUCUCUUUGAGGAGGAGAUCCUUAAGUGUGAAACAACUGCAGGAAGAAGCAAAUCUUAUCAACAGUUAGUUGGUAAUUUAAAGAAGGGGGGAGGAGCGCUCAUCCUUAACAUGAAGUCCAAAGCAAACAUGAGGGCCAAAGGUCUCGCCAAGUCUGGUUUGAAAAAUCUGCUGAUGCACAAGGCCCACAAUGAAGACCACACCCUUCAGAGAGGAGGAUCGGUGUCACACCGUCGUGUCCAAUCAGACUGCUUGCAAAACCGCCUGCCAAUCACACAACACUUUGGGAAGUCACGUCCCCGUCGGCCUGUUCACAAACUUAGGGCUCCCAGAGACGAGGAGAACACAAAGGACACUGGAGAUACAUGGGAUGGAGCUGUGUCGGGGACUGUAGUCGAGCAUGACUCUGAGCUCCAGAAGGAUGAAGAGGAGGGGGAGGAUUCACUGCUGUGUGACUCGGAGGAGAUGGAUCUGCUUGGGGAGAUCUUUGACACGCUCAGCUCCCGCAGCUCCCACGAGCGUGGCCUGCUGUAUGGCACGCGCAGCCUCGACCUGUUUGGACCGGACAGUCAUGACUAUAUCACGAAGCGCGGUUUUCCAGGCAAUCCCAGCCAGGAGAGCCUGUCACUGUCAAUCAGUGGCAGUGGCAGCCUGCACAGCUGGAAUCUGGAAACCACAGAGGAGCUGUCAGACCUGACAUAUGACUCUGAUUGGCUGUGCGUGGACACCAGCGUACCAGAGGAGGAGGGGACAGAGAGUCUGCUGUCAGCACAUGAAAUGGGGGAGCAAGAAAGAGGAAAGGGGGAGGUCACAGAGAAACAGGAAGAAGUGAAGGUAGCAAUAAAUGGGAACGAAGAAGAAGAAACAGACAGCAGAAAUAACUUUAAGGAAGUGAAGUUAGAGGAAGAGAGAAAGAAAGAUGGUCAGGAAAAGAGUGUGAGUUUUGGAGAGGACCCUGCUGUGAAAGAAAUGGCAGAGAAGCGAGAGGAUGAUGGGCUGAAAGAAAAGACAAAAGAUGGGCAAAAUCGGAGUGUGGACGUAGUUGAGGGACAAAAGGAACAGACAGAAAAAGGAACGAAUGAAAUGCAGAAAGGUGUAGCAAGAGAAGAAGAGGGAAAUCAGAACCAGGAGGAGAAAGGCAAAGAGGUGACAGGAUCUUUAAACACACUGAAUCCCCAUCAUCCCGACACUGUGGAGGAGCAGCAAGAACAGGAGGACAAUCUGAAACCCACAGCUUCUCCUGGGCCUCAGAGUAUUAUUGUUGACCCUGAACCCCCAGCAGGUCAGGAAAAAAGCAGUGAAGAAGCAGCAAAGAAAGAGGAGUGGGAGAUGAGGCAGAGCCCCGCUCCUCCUAAAGUGCUAUCUGCUGUAGCACGCUUCCAGUCUCAGGCGUAUAGCCAGGGCUUUCAGGUAAAGUCCAGGACAAAGGAAUUGGCUGAACCUGGGAGACCAUGCAGCACGUUUCGGAGCAGGGAGAAUGCACAAACUCACCCGCCACGUGACUCAAAUAUAUCAGAAGAGAACAACCGCUCAGAGGGGCAGGAGGAAAACCUGCCUCCAAUCAAAGUGUCUGAACUUAAGAAGAAAUUUGAAGCUUAAUGGAUAAGGCUGGUGACAUUCUAGUUUUUCUUGCAGUCAACAAAUGAGAUGACCCACGUCAUAUCUGUGACUCUCAGCCCUAAGCCCAUUUGUUUCUAUUGAAGAUCUUUGAAAACUGAGUAAAUAAAGCAUUUGUUUGGGACUAUUUUCAGCCACAGAUUUGAUGCGGUAGUAUUUACAGCAGCAGUACGUGUAUGGGGGAUUGAGUCAAAAUAAACUUCAGUGUGUGUGUUCAUUGUAAUGGAGGAACAUGUCAACCAGUGACAGUGUAGCUCACUGAUGUGUUUAAAAGUUUUUGGCCAAUAUGGUUUAAUAUUUUUGAUCUUUUUAUAGGAUUUGUUGACAAUAAGAAAAACAGAGAAAAUCACCAGACUUAUGUCCAAGGGCACAAACUGGCUAGCAGGUCACCUUGCCAAGAUAUUAAAUAUUUAAACAGAUUUUUGUUUGUCUGAAUAUUGUAUACCUGAUGAAAUGACUUACACUUAGAAUUAAGGCAACUAGGAGGCAUGUUUGAAAUAAAGAAAUUCUCUAACA